AUGACAUGGCAGAAGCACUUGGAAUUUGUUCUUUGUGCCUUGAAUUCUCGUCAGAGGACUAUUGGCAAAGGUCAGUCUUGUCGAGCAAGAAAAGCUUUAACGGAUUUGGCACUUGUAAUGUUAGAUGAGAAGGAAACAGGUCUUUUGGGCGUCACAACACAAGCCAGGAUCACCACCAUCGCCAACUGGCCAUUCACAUUCUCUCUCUUGGAGCCUAUCACGUUUUUGGUCUGCAGCCAAACAGCUCAAUCUAUUUCCAACAAUUUGGUCCCUCUGUGCGGGAAUGAGAUUGCUGCUACCAACAAUGGUUGCCACGAUCCUGACAAGGGAUCGCGGACUCCAAAUGCACUUACCAUUCUGCGGCAGUAUUCAUGGGGGAGUCUGUUGCUUUUGAUUCAUGAUCGGUUUAUGGACAAGUCUAAGAAGCACGAGCGUCAAAAUUCCAAUGGGUUGUUGAAGGAGAUUUUAUCAGAUGGAGAUAUGCAUUCGUCAGAUGACAUACUUGGUGCACUUAGAGAUGGUGUCCAUGCAAUUUAA
Molecule: messenger RNA, 537 nt
Organism: Rhododendron vialii
Lineage: Eukaryota; Viridiplantae; Streptophyta; Magnoliopsida; Ericales; Ericaceae
Exons: 2
Coding region: 1-537 (178 amino acids)
Source: RefSeq, a predicted model, not a curated record